Messenger RNA from Linum tenue, 3428 nucleotides. Lineage: Eukaryota; Viridiplantae; Streptophyta; Magnoliopsida; Malpighiales; Linaceae. The record is from the annotation of a GenBank genome assembly.
CAAGAAGUUAAAAGAACAUACAACAUUGCCUGGAACUGAAACCAAAGUAGCAAGUUCACAGCUCCAUCUUUCUUCUGCAUUUUCCCCCAACGGUCACCUUCACCAUUUUCAGCACAGAGAUACACAUCACAAAGCUCUCAGUGCAAGGAAGCAUUAAACAAAAAUGCCAGACCAACCAACCAUCCAUCACAUGUUUCCUUCUCAAAACCACACAAUAUAUUAUCAAAACACUAUUCAAUAAAAAUAGAAAAGAAUAACACUUUCCCCAGCAGCUGCAGUAACUUCCCAUUCCAGCUUUUCCAAAUUUUUUGUUGUUUUUUGUUUGCUUCCCCAUAAAUCGUUUUUGGGCUUUGGAAGCGAAAAGUCGCCAUAGCCAGAAUCAGCUCAGAGAUCCCAACACAACCCAGAAAGCUGAAACCCCAAUGAAGAAUCACAUUAUCACUACCAUUUGAGAGCUGUGGACUCCAUAACCCAGCUGGCCAGCUUAUCAUUUUUCCUUCUCUCUUAUCACAUUUCCCCUGUCUUCGUCGCCAUUGGCGGUAGUGAAGUUACUUACUGCGGCGCUUUGCUCGUCCUUUUCCUUCGCCUUUUACUCAUUUUCCCAGGAAAAAGGGGUCUAGUCCUUUCUUUUCUUUUCCCCCCUUUGUCCUUGUUCUCUGCUACUGCUAUUUUCUCCGCAACCAAACAAGUUGAUGAAAAUGGGGAGAAGGGUCGGUGUCUGAUUUUUGUUUCCGGUCUUCUCUGUCAGUUAAAUUUGUGUCCCGUGAAAGCUUCCCAUUGCCACUGUUGAGCUAAAAACCAUGGUGGUUUCCUUUACAAUGAGCUAGGCUGCUGCAUCCAUUAGUCCUUUGAGAUUUCUCCUUAGGGUUCUGUUCUGUUUUGAGAGAUUUGUCUAAUCUAGUAGAGUUUUUACCUCGAAGAUGUUUGGCUUCUCCAAGAAACGUAUGAAGCUUGGCAGGGUGAAGAAGGUACAGCUAUCUGAUUCUAUCUCUACGCCAGGAGCUAGAAGCCCCAUUAGACCUCCAAAAAGAGCUCCAAACCCUCCUGUUCAUAAUGAUGGGGGUGGUGCGGCCACAACAAGCCAUUGUGAUGAUCAGCUUGACUGUGAAUGCCAAAAGUCAGCUCACCCAGCUGCUGAUAUUGGCAGCUCAACUUCAGGGAACUCUGAGAAUUGGAUGGUUCUGUCUAUUGCUGGAGACAAACCAGCUCCUAGGUUCAAUCAUGCAGCAACUGUAAUUGGCAACAAAAUGAUAGUGGUUGGUGGUGAAUCUGGAAGUGGUUUGUUGGAUGAUGUCCAGGUGCUUAAUUUUGACCAGUUUACAUGGACCACCGUUACAUCCAAGCUUUACCUUUCACCAAGCAGCCUGCCAUUGAAGAUCCCUGCAUGCAAAGGCCACUGUUUGGUUUCUUGGGGUAAAAAGGCACUUCUAAUUGGAGGGAAAACUGAUUCUCCAAGUGAGAGAAUUUCAGUGUGGGCAUUUGAUACAGGAAGUGAAUGUUGGUCUCUUAUGGAAGCCAAAGGCGACAUACCGAUAGCUCGCAGCGGUCACACUGUGGUCAGAUCGAGCUCCGUACUAAUCCUAUUCGGUGGUGAAGAUUCCAAGAAGAGAAAACUGAAUGAUCUACACAUGUUUGAUCUCAAGUCUCUUACAUGGCUUCCCUUGCACUGCACUGGAGCAGGACCUUCCGCUAGAUCGAACCAUGUAGCUGCUCUUUGUGAUGAUAAGACCCUUCUCAUCUUUGGAGGGGCAUCAAAGUCGCGUACCUUGAAUGAUUUGUAUUCUCUCGACUUCGAAUCGAUGGUAUGGUCGAGGAUAAAGAUUAAGGGUUUCCAUCCAUCACCUAGAGCUGGUUGCUGUGGAGUUCUUUCUGGAACCAAGUGGUACAUAGCUGGUGGAGGAAGCAGAAAAAAAAGACACUCAGAGACCUUGAUUUUUGAUGUUCUGAAAGUAGAAUGGUCUGUUGCCUUUGCAUCACCAUCUUCUUCUAUCACAACCAAUAAGGCAAGAACGGAAAUUAUCAUUAAGACAAUUGUUUUGUGUAUGUUAAUAUGUUUGUGGUCGUUAAACUUCUUCUUUUCUCCCCGACAGGGAUUCAGCCUAGUGCUUGUGCAACAUAAAGAGAAAGAUUUCCUAGUUGCGUUUGGAGGAUCCAGAAAGGAGCCUUCUAAUCAGGUUGAAGUAAUGGGUUUGGACAAGCAUGAAUCAUCAAUGUCUCGGAGGUCUGGUAAAGGUCCUCUUGGGGACUCUCAGCGUUCAGUUGACUCUGUUGCUAGACAGAACUUGGCUUCUGCAAUCGAGCAGCAUGGUUCUGGUAGAAAAUCUAUGUCGGAGUCCGCAAUCAUGGAUUCAGGUUGUGCCUCUGGAAAUGUCUCCCUCAGAAAGCAAUUUCACGAGGAAGAACACAACAGAGUUGUCAAGAUGGUUAAGAGCUCAGAUGAAGGAAAUGUGACGUCUCCGGGGAAAGAACAGCAAAUGAAUCAACCCAACACAUCCGUUCAGACUUAUAACCAGCUGGGCAAAAUCAUCAGUGAGGAUAAAUCUUGUGUCUAUGGUAGUUCAUCAGACCUUAGAGUUGACACUGAGCGAGUGGCAGUUCCAGAGACUACUGACUACCCUUCCGGAGGGCCGCACUCGAGUGUCUAUCAACUGUAUGAAUCCAAAAUAGCUACUUUAAUAAAGAAGAACGGAGUACUAGAAGGACAACUCGCGGCAGCAUUGGCAGGUCAAGAGGUGGCUGAGAAGGGUUUCUCUGCGGUCGUGAAGAGCAAGCAAGAUGUGGAGAAGAAGUUGGCGGAUGCUUUAAGGGAAGUGGAGUUGCUGAAGGAGAAGAUGACUAGUUUGGAGAUGGCCCAUGAAGAGGCCAACAGCAUGUCGAAUAUCGUCCAUUCGGACAACGUGAGGCUUGAACACGACGUGGCUUUCCUCAAGGCUGUUUUCGAUGAUACCCAGAAGGAGCUGCAUUCGACUAGGGGAGUACUAGCUGCAGAAAGGGCAAGAGCGUUUCAGCUUCAGGUAGAGGUGUUUCAUCUGAAGCAAAGGUUGCAGUCUUUGGAGAACCGAGCUCCGACUCCUAGGAAACCGUACCAUGUUUAGAAGGCAGAGGAAACAGUAGCUUUUUGUAACUUGAUUCUGUAUAUAGGGGUACUAAAAAAACCCUAAUUCACGCUUUGUUUCUACAGCCAAUUGUAUUUGAAAUUAGGUUAGAAUGGCAACCAAGCAUGUUACUAAUGCAGAAGUGAAGAUCUUUCAUUUCAGUGCUUAGCUUUAUCCAGUUCAAAUUGAAGUUAAUUAGUGUUUUUGAAAGUUAUGGUGAAGUCCCUUCAGUUGAAGUUCUCUUUCUUGUAGAGUGGAAUGUAAAAUUAAGUAAAACAAAAGCGCACAACAAUGUUAACAUGAAACUACCAGGAUGAAUGAUGUUGUUUAGCU